Molecule: messenger RNA, 402 nt
Organism: Trichophyton rubrum CBS 118892
Lineage: Eukaryota; Fungi; Ascomycota; Eurotiomycetes; Onygenales; Arthrodermataceae
Exons: 1
Coding region: 1-402 (133 amino acids)
Source: RefSeq, a predicted model, not a curated record
AUGAAGAAGGCCGUCUCCAUAGACUCGCAUUUUCGAGCAUACUCGAGAAAAGUCAUAAUUAACGUUUGGUGUGUGAAGGCGAGCAGGUUGAGAGCCUAUCUCUGGAAUCGCCGGCAUAUCUUCGUUCAUAUCGGAAUCGGAUCCCAUGAGACUGGCAGCUUUGGGUGCACCAGAGCGCAACUGUUGCAGUUGAAGCUUCGCCUGAGCAAGCUGCCUCUCAAGAUCUUGAACUUGCCUUGGAUUAUGUUAGAGAAAAAAAAAACGAAGAUCGAGCGUAGCAGUUAUAAUGGUACCAACUUGAUAGAUGACAUGCGCCGGUUCGUCUCCUUUGUAAAAAGACAUCUGACAUUACGGUUGGAACACUCCGUACAACUUGACGAGUCUGAAGCAUCACACUGUUAA